AUGACUGAAAACAUUAUGCUGUCUUAUGAUCUUAUGGUGAUUGGAAAGAAGCUGGAGCAGUUCUUGGAGGACGUCUGCAUGGUCCGCGUCUCUUCUUCUUCCACGUUGCGUGGGUCGCUCCGCAAGAUUUUGAGGAUGGAGUAUACACGAUGUGCCUUCCGGAUGCUGCGACAUCAAAUCGAGUUCGAGUGA
Molecule: messenger RNA, 192 nt
Organism: Eruca vesicaria subsp. sativa (arugula)
Lineage: Eukaryota; Viridiplantae; Streptophyta; Magnoliopsida; Brassicales; Brassicaceae
Source: the annotation of a GenBank genome assembly